Messenger RNA from Plodia interpunctella (Indianmeal moth), 3179 nucleotides. RefSeq names its product twitchy (gene twy). Gene Ontology annotation, cellular component: ciliary transition fiber; ciliary basal body; centriole. The record is from RefSeq and is a predicted model, not a curated record. Gene Ontology annotation, biological process: cilium assembly; establishment of epithelial cell polarity. Bases 71 to 3025 code for a protein of 984 amino acids. The transcript is spliced from 12 exons. NCBI's taxonomy places the organism in Eukaryota, Metazoa, Arthropoda, Insecta, Lepidoptera, Pyralidae.
CGUUUUGUCCGACCCAUUAAAUAGAUCAAGAAAAAAAAAAAAUUAUUUACAUACAAUACUAUUAUUAAAUAUGAGCUUUAAUGUUGAUGACCCUUUAGCUGGUAUACUAAGUGAUGGUAGUGAUGAUAGUUUCUUCGACGACGAUAUCAUUGGAAAGAAAAAGCCAACUAAGAAAAACUUGACUCCAACACUGGAAAAGAAAAAUGCUUUGUUUGAUUUAGAUUCAGACAAACCUAAAGCAACUGUUGUUAUAUUAGACGAUAAGGAUGAAGGUCUAUCGACUGUAAGUAAAAGUGAUAGUAAAAAAGGUUUUGAUUUUGAAAUGACAUCUUCAACAAAAAUAAGCAAAGACUCUUUCAAAACUGAGGUUAAUAGUAAAACGGUAGAUAAAUUAAAUAUCAUGAAAUCACCUUCCAAAAAUCGGAGCGCCAGUCAUGACACUCUUGAUAUAUUAGGUGAUUUAGGAGGGCCUAAAAAGGAAACUGUGAAACCAUUGGAAAAGGGCAAGAGUUCACAGUCUUUGCUCGAUGAUAUUCUUGGAGAAUCAUCUAAGCCAAUUGCAACAACACAAGCUAGGCCUAGCACUGCUGCCAAAACAACCGGUUUCGAUUUUGAUUCAAUUUUAGGUAAAAGUGAAGAUAAGCAAACAAGACAAGGAAGAAAUACACCCCAAAAGCCUAAUAUUCAAGUGAAAAAUACAAAAGAAGAUUUAGCUCCUAUAAAAAAGUCAAGUGAGGAUUGGCUUGGUAUAUUUAAAGAUAAUGAUGAAAAUAAUGAUGAAGGCGAUGAUACCGGUAUGCCAGCCUGGUUGGCCGGUGGUGACACUAAAAAGAAAAAGGCAGAUCAGUCAAAUAAAUCUUCAAGUAAACCAGAAAUAAAAGAAGUUCAAAUUGAUAAUAAAGAUAUUGAAGAACCAAUAAAACAAAGAGAGGUAGACCAGCCUGAAUUAAAUAAUCUGGGAUAUUCGAAACCAGUUCCUAAUGCAACGCUAAUGCAUGCAAGUAAUGAAGAUAUAGCAACAGAAGGUGCCACUUUAUAUUUGCAACAACAAGAAUCUCAACUAAUGGUCGCAUUACAGUUAAAGGCUCAAGAGGAAAAACUGGCUGCAUUGCAGAUGCGCCAAAAAGAAAGCCAGAGAGUGCAACGUGAAGCGGCGUUGGCGCAACAUUCGCAGUUAGACGCCAUGUUACAGCGGCAAGCCGCACACAGGCAACAGAUGCAAGCUAUCAUCUCCGCUCAUCAGGAGAGAAUCACGCAGAGGAUUAAGGAUUUGCUAGGAACCAGUGAUAUAGAUCAAGACCGCAUUACAAUAAACCCGGAUGAUGAAGUGGACACAGGACGAGCAGAACAGAGGGAGACGCCCCAUAUGAAGGAAAAAAAGCAGUUGCUUCAAUUAGUUCAGUCUUUACAGGAAAAUCACGACAAAGAAAUAGAUCUAAUGGAGACAUCUUAUAGACGUCAGUUAGCAUUUUUAGAAAUCUCGCUAAGCCAAUCUGAGGAAAGAAUGAAAGAAGAAAGCGACAAACUGGUGAAGUUCUAUUCAGAGAAGAUUAGUUGGCUAGAAGAGCACCAUCAGCUGCACAAGAAAAUGACUGAAGAUAACUUAAAAGAAAUGACAGAACGACACAAAGCUGAAAAUGAAUUAGUAAGGCAGCAACAUUUGGAGAACAUAAGGGUGUUGCAGGAACACCACGUGUCUCUAAUGGAAAACAUUAAGAAAGCAGUAAAACAAGAACAAGUUCUUAUACAAGAUUCAGCAGGAUUUUCGUCAGAUCUUCAUGAAUUGGUCAAAGAUGUCAAGGAGAGUAAAUCCCAGUGCCAAAUUUUAGUAGAAACUAUACAAACGUUAUCAGAGAAUACCCAUAAGGAUACUGAAAGGAGUGUGCAGUUAAGGGAAAUGCAAAUUAAUGAUAUCCUUCAACAGCUGAAAAGAGAUCGUGAAAAUUUUGAGAUAGAAAAAACUGAAACAAGAGAUAUUGUCAAAAUGAUGGAGAGUAGGCUGAAGCAAAUGACAAGCAUGAUCGAGGAAGAUGCAGCUGCAAUGAAACAGAAGAAAAUGGAGUUUGAAUUUGAAAAAGCGACGUUCAGUAAACAAACUGAAUUUGCCAAAAAUCUUCUGAAGAAGCAAGAUGAAGAAAUAAAGAUCAUGAGAGAUGAUAUCCAAAAAGAGUAUCAAGAGAAAAUAUCAAAGAUAGAUGAAGAAAGGAAGAAAGCUGUGACAGACAGUGCAGCGUUAGCAAAGGAAAAAGCUUCUAUACAAAGCAUAAAGCAAGAACUUGAGACUUUGAAGGCGGAAUUACACGCUCAACUAGAAGAAGUCACAGAAGAGCGAUCGAAGUUGAAUAUAGAGAAACAACAGAUACACAUGGAAGAGCAGAGAAUUUUAGCCAAGAGCCGUGAUUUGGAUUUAUUGGCAAAAACAGCGAUGGAUAGACAGUCGCAAGCGGAUAAGAAAUAUUCUGAAGCUGAAUUUCUACAGCACAAAUACGAAGAAAGAAUUCGCCGCAUUCAAGAACAUGUGGUUUCGCUGAAUACAAGGGAAAAACAAAUAGCUAGAGAAAAGGUGGCGCUGUCUAGGGAAAGGUUGAAUUUGCACAACGAUCGAAAGCAAAUAGCAAGUCGAUUACCAUGUUCUUUAUGCAAGUCUUCCCAAAGUGUGCCACAGUAUUACGAACCGAAUUAUAUUCCAGAUGCUUUUAAUCUUUCUGUGACCAGAGAUGUUAGUGGUCCAAAUGUCGAAGUGAGCUCUGCGAUGAAUGCAAUAGAACAAGAGAUGGCAUUUCUUAUGAGCAGGAAUUUUAGCUUGAGACACAGUACUGGUACUGCGACGUCUAUAGUACAUGAUGAAGGAAAAGCCGAAGGGAGAGGUGGCGAUAACUUACAAAGUUCUCAACCUGAAUCUGCAAUCUUGAAGGAUUACAUGGACCCAAAAUUCAUGAUGCUGCGAUUAGAUGUGCAGCAAGUGUUAAGCAAUUUAGACCAAAAUAAAAAAGAAUGUGACGACAAAAAUAAUGUAGAAGAGUAAGGAAAUCAUAUUGAGCGUAUCGGCUUGAAUAAUCGGACUUACCUCAUCAUCACUCAUCUGAGAGAGUUCGUGGGCCAGUGAGUUGGUGCCGACGAGUGGGCCACUGACGCCAUCCAAUAAACUACGACCUUCUUCUACUCCACGCGUGAGGAUU